UGCACCACACGUGGCAAGGGGAUCUUUCCCACACACACCCGCUAUCCCACGUGACCGCGUAUGGAUGGUGGUUGGUUAGCCACUGGUGUGGGUAAUCGGUGAGGUGGCUAUGGGUGGGGCUAUAGCGAUAGACGAGUGGCAGCAACUGAAUAGAGGAGAAUUAGGAGUGGUGGAGGGUCUGACUUGGGUGGUUGUGUGGAGAUAGGGUUAGUUUAGUUGAACUUAGGAGGGGUGGAGGGUUUGACAUUGUAGUAUGAGGCCUGAUAGGCACCCGUGGGUGAAAUCUUCCGCCCGCCUCCAUCCCUGCCCCGGACCCAUCUUUGGCCCUAACCUGUGAAACCCUUGAGUGCAAAUCAGCGCCCACACCUACCCCCGCCGGGUGCAGAACCCACGGGGACCUCGACCCACACCCAUGGUCCUCCCUGCUAUCCCUACAGUUAAGAUUUUAGUUUUCAACUGAGGUAAUUCUAAUUCUCUCUCCUUCACGUGUAUUAUAUGAACCACAGUUAAGAUUUUAUCUGCCCGGUUGUGCUGUCUUGCAUGCAUGUAGCUCCCAUGCUUCUCGUUAGGAAUCAAAGAUCGAUACCGUGCUUAAUUUUUUCUUGUUAACAAAUGAUAGCUUCUGUUAGGUAUAUUGAUUAUUGUUUUUUCCUUCAUGACGUGUAAUUUUUUAGCAUUGGAUUUACAGAUGUGCUAAUACGUAGAGUUGUAGAGAGACUAUGGUAAUUCCUUUUCAUACAAGACAAGAAUGAAACUUUACUAGGAAAAUUCAACAGUGUCGAGAUGACUCCAUGUAGAGUGCGUAUAAUCUUUAUUGUAAGAAAAUAACAUAUUGGAGAUGAUAUUUGGUCUAACUUUUUUUACAGCAAAAACCAAAGCAAUGGCGACGGUCCUGGAUGCUUUGGCAUCCUACCUCCAAAACAUGCUGACAGAGAUGGCGAAAGAAGAGGUGCAUAUGCUGCUUGGUGUCUCCGGGGAGAUUAACAAGAUGGGUGUCAAGCUCGGGGACCUCAAGAACUUCCUCACCGAUGCCGACAGGAGGAACAUCACUGACCUCAGCGUGCAGGCAUGGGUGAAAGAGCUUCGGGACAUCAUGUAUGACGCCACCGACAUCCUCGAUCUAUGCCAGCUCAAGGUCAUGGAGCAAGGUCCACCCUCGAAUACGGGGUGCUUUAACCCAUUACUGUUUUGCAUGCGGGAUCCUCUUCAUGCUCAUGACAUCGGCAGCCGCAUCAAGAACCUUAACCAAAGGCUAGAUGGCAUCAAGGCACGUAGCGCUACCUUCAACUUCAUCAACCUUAGUUCAUACAAGGACUGUAGAAAGCCUCACUCGGCUAGCCGUGAGACGUCAGGGAUGCUCGACGAGUCAGAUGUGGUCGGUGAGAAGAUCAUUGAGGAUACAAGAUAUCUUGUGAAGAUGCUAACAAAGGAGGAGGAAACCAAUCGUGGAAAUUACAAAAUUAUGGUUUUUGCCAUAGUGGGAGUUGGCGGGAUAGGCAAAACCACCCUUGCCAAGAAGAUUUUUAAUGAUGACAUCAUACAACAAGAGUUCACAAAGAAAAUAUGGUUGAGUGUCAAUAAACACUUUGAUGAGAAUAAAUUGCUGAGGACAGCCAUCAUUGAAUCUGGGGGAGGCCACUAUGCAGCUGAUUAUCCAAAGAACACGCUUGAGCGAAUCCUAAAGGAAGCCUUGGAGGGGUACAAGACCUUGUUGGUGAUGGAUGAUGUUUGGGAUUACCGGGCAUGGGAGGGUGUACUAAAAACCCCAUUAGUGAAUGCCCUAGCUCGAGGUAGCCGUGUCCUCGUCACCACAAGGCAUGACAUGGUUGCCCGAGGGAUGAAGGCUGUGGAGCCCUACCACCAUGUCAACAAAUUAGAACUUGAGGAUGCCUGGUCCUUGCUCAAGAUGGAGGUAGUUAAAAAUGAAAAUGACAAACCUGAUAUUGACAUGCUAAAGGAUAUUGGAAUGAGAAUCAUAGCAAAAUGUGAUUGUUUGCCACUUGCUAUCAAAGUAAUGGGAGGGCUCUUGCGCCAAAAAAAGCAGACAAGACGAGGUGAUUGGGAGAAGGUUCUAAAGGAUUCUAUAUGGUCAGUAUCUAAUUUGUCCGAAGAGCUAAACAACGCAAUAUACCUUAGCUAUGAAGAUUUGCAUCCUUCUUUGAAGCAAUGCUUUCUGCACUACUCCCUCAUACCUAGGGGUAAAUUGCUUUCUAUUGAUACCAUAAUUAGCAUGUGGAUUAGCGAAGGCUUUGUUCACGGGAACACGGAUGAACUAGAAGAUUUAGGGGUAGAAUAUUACCGCGAGUUAAUAUCCAGGAACCUUAUAGAUCCAGACCAACGGUGGGUCGACCAAACGCAUUGCAGCAUGCAUGAUGUUAUUCGCUCAUUUGCUCAUUAUGUGGAUAAAGACGGAGCAUUGGUAGAUCACCUUGGAGAAAUCAAUAUCAUUAGUAAACUUAAUUCCCAAAAAUUCCUUCGGUUGUCCUACGAAAGAUCAGAAAGAAAUGAAUUAGAGUGGAGUUCUCUACAAGCACAAAAAUCAUUGAGAACAAUAAUAUCAUUUGGACAUUUAAAGAUUAAGCCUGGAGAUUCCUUUGUUUCUUUUUCAAGUCUGCGGACGCUGUAUUUAAGCUUUGUAAAUUGUGAUGCAUUGCUUGAAUCGUUGUUUCAGCUCAAGCACUUGAGGUACUUGUGCAUAACAGAAUGUGGCAUAUCUAUAUUACCAGAAAACAUAGGCAUGAUGAAACUCUUGCUGCACAUUGACAUUUCUGGUAAUGAAAGUUUGGUGAAGCUCCCUGGUAGCAUUGUAAAGCUACGUCAGCUGAGGACUCUUAACCUUUGUGGCACAGGAAUAAAUAAGAUACCCAGGGGAUUAUACGUUCUUAAUAAUUUGUGGAAAUUGGUAGGGUUUCCCGUCCACAUGGAUGGUGAGUGGUGUAGUUUGCAAGAAUUGGGUCCUCUUUCCGAGCUCGAGGUCCUUUCUAUAGAUGUCCUAGAGAAUGUGCCUGCUUCCUCAUUUGCCACAAAGGCCAUGCUUGGUGAAAAGGUGCGUCUUGACAGUCUGCACUUAAGAUGCACUAGUAGAUUGGGAGAUGAUGGUCGGUUGGUAAAAGAGGAAGAGCAGCAACUAAUCGAGGAAGUCUUUGAUGAGCUCUGCCCUCCACCCUGCUUGAGAAGGCUUGGAAUCUACGGGUAUUAUGGUCGACGGUCCCCAAGGUGGAUGAUGUCGACAGCAGUGACGCCCUUCGAGAGGUUGAGGUUUGUAAUGAUGUAUGACCUGACUAGCUGCACGGAACUCCCUCAUGGCUUGUGUCAACUCCCUUGCUUGGAGCUCUUACAGAUUGAUGGCGCCCCAGCUAUCAAGCGUGUUGGGCCUGGAUUCCUGCAACACUAUCAUCAUCGCCACAAUCAUUCCCAGGUAGCACCUGUGUUUCCUAGGUUGCAGGAGCUGUACUUGGCAGGAAUGGUGGAAUGGGAGGAGUGGGAGUGGGAGGAGCAAGUGCAAGCCAUGCCUGUCUUGGAGGAGCUUCAACUCGAGAGGUGCAAGUUGCGGCACAUUCCUCCUGGCCUUGCCUUCCACGCGAGGGCUUUGAGACGAUUAUAUGUGUACAAUGUUGAGCACCUAAGGUCUCUAGAGAACUUUGCUUCUGUUGUUCACCUUGACUUGUUUGAAAACACUGACCUGGAGAGGAUCAGUAAUCUCCCGAAAUUGCAGAAGCUCGACAUCAAGUUCUGCCCAAAGAUGAAGGUGUUGGAGGGUGUGUCUGAACUACAGAGACUCAAUCUAGAGGAUUAUGGCAUGGAAACGCUCCCGAGAUAUCUGCAGGAUGCAAAACCAGGGCAUUUUCAGCUAGACUGCACCUUAUCUCUGCUCAUUUCCAUAGCCUCUGGGAAAUCUAGCCCUGAGUGGGACAAGUUCAGCCAUAUCCAGCGAGUCAAGGCAUAUGCAAAGGAUGAAGGCAUUCCAAGGAAACGGUAUGUGCUGUACACAAGAGAUCCUUUCAGCUUUGAGACAAAUAUCAGCCGCUCUGCCAUUGCCCGAGCCCGCAGGCAUCGCAUUCAGUUUGCCUACUUGACAACAUGGCCCAUUGAAGAGGAGUGGCCGGUAGGAGAUGCGAAUGCGGACGAACGUCAGAGACUCUGCAGAUACUUCAGGAGAUGGAGAGGAGGAGAAGAACUUGUGUACGGUGAUACACGGUGGCUGUAAUCAGUCCGCUGGCGUCUACAUUGCAUGUGGCAUGUGUGUCCAAACAUAUUCCUUUGGCUGCCUGGUUGCGUCGAGUGUGCGUGCAGCUUCUUGACAGAUGUCAGAAAUGUAAACAAGUACGUCCAUUGCUAGUGAGUACUGCGUGCUGGCCUCCCAUUGGUCUGCCUUUCAUGAUACAGUAUAAUAUCGAACAUGCUCACUAGGUGCCAUCCACACCAUCACAAUCAUGCAUACAUGAUACAUUUCAUCGUGUUGCAUUACAAAACCUCAAAGAGAUGCAGAAUUGACUUCAUAUUGCAGUGAAUUGCUGCAAUCUAACGCUGGCAACUGGCAUACACAACUUUGGUUUCAGUCCAAGAAGAAACACCGAUAUACUACCCAAUCAAAA
Messenger RNA from Phragmites australis (common reed), 4595 nucleotides. Its product is annotated as putative disease resistance protein RGA3. The transcript is spliced from 4 exons. The coding region runs from base 839 to 4207 and encodes 1122 amino acids. The record is from RefSeq and is a predicted model, not a curated record. Gene Ontology annotation, molecular function: ADP binding. Lineage: Eukaryota; Viridiplantae; Streptophyta; Magnoliopsida; Poales; Poaceae. Gene Ontology annotation, biological process: defense response to other organism.